This is a messenger RNA of Mucor velutinosus, 291 nucleotides long. RefSeq lists its product as uncharacterized. The record is from RefSeq and is a predicted model, not a curated record. NCBI's taxonomy places the organism in Eukaryota, Fungi, Mucoromycota, Mucoromycetes, Mucorales, Mucoraceae. Bases 1 to 291 code for a protein of 96 amino acids. The transcript is spliced from 3 exons.
AUGCGUGCUGUUUUGCUGUUGUGUCUGACAAUCAUCUUGGCUUCGUUGGCUGUGCUUGCUGCCGAAGAAGGUUUUACAGAUUAUAUUAUCGCUCUAUCGAAGCCUAUUACUGCUGAAAAAUUGGCAACGGCCAAAGCGGAUAUCAAAAAGGCAGGUGGCAAAAUCAACCACGAAAUUAGUCUAGGUCUUGAGGGAUUUGCUGUGUCUUUGCCUUCAGAUCAAGUAACUGCAUUUGACCAAAAGGACUAUGUUGAUUUCAUCGAGCAGGAUAAAUCAGUCCACGCAUUUUAA